ACACCAUCGUGUUGCGCUAUUCGCUGGUAGCAAUUCUCCUCCAAGAGAAUCUUUACCAGUAUGAGCGUAACUGUUGUUCUCGGCGCCCAGUGGGGUGACGAGGGCAAGGGAAAGCUCGUAGACGUGCUUGCCGGCGAGGUCGACGUAUGUGCCCGCUGUGCUGGAGGAAACAAUGCAGGACACACCAUCGUCGCACCUGUCGGACCUAACAACGUGAAGAAGACGUUCGCCUUCCACCUUCUUCCUAGCGGUCUCGUGAACCCAAAGUGCACUGGAAUCAUUGGAAACGGAGUCGUCGUUCACGUUCCUUCCUUCUUCGCCGAGCUUGAUGCGCUCCAGGAGCAGGGUCUUGACUGUGCUGGGCGGCUCUUCGUCUCUGAUCGUGCGCACCUAGUCUUCGACUUCCACCAGAUUGUCGAUGGUUUGAAGGAAGUCGAACUCGGUGGCUCGAGUAUUGGAACAACCAAGAAGGGCAUUGGCCCGGCCUACUCCGCCAAGGCGUCGCGCUCUGGCCUCCGUGUUCACCAUCUCUUCGAUCAUGAAACAUUCGCCGCCAAAUUCCGCAAGAUCGUCGAGGGCAGAUUUAAGCGCUAUGGCUACUUCGAAUAUGACACCGAGGGCGAGAUUGUCAGGUAUAAGGCACUUGCCGAACGGCUGAGGCCGUAUGUUGUCGACAGCGUUAUCUAUAUCCAUGAGGCAAUUGGCGAAGGCAAGAAGAUUCUGGUCGAGGGUGCAAAUGCUCUGAUGCUCGACAUCGACUUUGGCACGUACCCCUUUGUCACCUCGUCUGCGACAACCAUUGGUGGUGUCUGCACCGGUCUCGGCAUCCCACCGAAGAUGAUAGGCACCACCAUUGGCGUCAUCAAGGCGUACACCACUCGCGUUGGCGGGGGGCCCUUCCCCACUGAGCAGCUUAAUGACAUCGGCGUGCAUCUGCAGGAAGUCGGACGUGAGUUCGGUGUCACUACUGGGCGCCGUCGCCGCUGUGGAUGGCUCGACCUGGUCGUCAUGAAGCAUUCAUGCCUCAUCAACGGCUACGACAGCCUCAACCUUACCAAGCUCGAUAUCCUUGACGACCUCAAAGAGAUCAAAGUCGCUGUCAAGUACCUCUUGGAUGGCAAGGAGCUCCCUGGAUUCCCCGCCGACCUUGGUGUACUCGAGAACGUUAAAGUUCAGUAUGUCACCCUUCCCGGAUGGCAGACUUCUAUCGCCAACAUUACCUCUUACGAUGCACUCCCGGAGAACUGCAAGAAGUACAUUGAGUUCAUUGAAGAGUUCCUUGUUACCCCGAUAGAAUGGAUCGGCGUUGGUCCCGGUAGAGAGAGCAUGAUUACGAAGGCAAAGACUUCAUAGUCCUGCUGUAAAGUAUGUAGAACAUACAAACGAAUGUAGAAGUGAGCUUCUCGCAUCCCGGC
Messenger RNA from Phanerochaete carnosa HHB-10118-sp, 1415 nucleotides. RefSeq lists its product as uncharacterized. Gene Ontology annotation, cellular component: cytoplasm. The transcript has 8 exons. Lineage: Eukaryota; Fungi; Basidiomycota; Agaricomycetes; Polyporales; Phanerochaetaceae. Gene Ontology annotation, molecular function: adenylosuccinate synthase activity; GTP binding. The coding region runs from base 61 to 1353 and encodes 430 amino acids. The record is from RefSeq and is a predicted model, not a curated record. Gene Ontology annotation, biological process: 'de novo' AMP biosynthetic process; IMP metabolic process.